GGCACAUUCCAACAACAACAGAACAAACGUCAAAUGACUGAAGUCGAUGUCGUCUUGCCAGAGGGCGUUGCCGAGCCCACAAAUAAACUUGCGUCAAGCUCACCGUCAAAAGAGGGGUCGGCGUCAUCGAUAGAGGCAGUAGCAGCAACAGAAUCUGAAUCCGAACAAACUUCAGGGGAAUUGGUCAAUAAACAGCAGGAAAGCGAUAAUGAUGAGCAACUGACGUUGGAAUCUAAUAGCAACGACGAUAGCAACAAAGGUGUCAAAGAUGUGGUCAGCGAUGAUGCUUCCACUCCAGUCUCACCACCGCAGCCAGCAAACGAGGAGAUCGUAGUUGCCAUGGAAGUAGAUGACAAUGAUAUAGAGGAGGGUGAUGUCGAUGGCGAGGAUUCACAGAUCACAAGCUCCACAGAGAAUGGCACUGGCAAAGAGCAAAAACUCAAUGAAGUUGACGGGGAUGAAGACGAGGAAGUGACCACCAAUGGUGAUCACGAUGAAGAUGAUGAUGUUGACAAAAGUGCAUCUACAGCAGAGAAUACUUGCGAUAGUGAAGAUCCGCUUGCAGCAGCUCAGGCCGAUGAAGUAGUUACGGAGGACGAAGAGACGUCGAUUGCUCCAAAAAAGUCCGAUGAACUACUCGACGAGGAGGAGAGUCAGGAAAGUGGCACAGCAAAAACUUUAAGCGAUUCUUCAGGGCCAACGGGAACUGACGAAAAAGGUGAGCAGGUGGACCGGAAAACAAAUGCCAUUAAUGGCUAUGUAGGUAGCCCGAAGGCAGACAGUGCUGACUCUCAAAAGUUGGAAUGUCCAGCCACUGGAAAUACGGAAAAGGAAAAUGGACAGGCCAGUGCAGCUGAGGCAAAGGCAGCAGCCACAACGAGAGGCGAUGCAGGCGUUGUCAAUCUCGACGACGAAAGUGAUGAAGAUGUCGAAAUGAAUGAAGCAAAACCGAAGGUGACGGAACAGCCGCCAAUCAUUAAGGAUUUUGUGCAGCCAACAAAAACACAAGUGGUUGCCUUAAGUGGCACAGAAUCCUCAGAUGAUGCAGUUCUGAUAGCCUCUGACUCGGAAUCGGAAAUGAUUAUCGACACUGCAUUGCCGACUAAAAAAGCACGAGUACCGGGAAUGGCAGUCACAUCCGCACCCACGCCAAAGCCUGCGGCUCCAAUUGUGGAAGAUGAAGAUGACGACGAUGAUUGCGUGGUCAUCGAGGAUGACACACCGCCAAGUAAUUCACCCAACGAGGUGAACAAGCGCAAAAGCGCCGCCAUCGAUCUCGACGAACUGCAGCAGCAGCCGAACAAGCGGCAACGGAGCUCUACGCCUUCGGGCCUGGGCCAGCUUACAAUAAAGGAUGCGCGCUCACUAAUGCCACACGAAGCUCCGACGGUAUCGUCCUCCACUUUACCACGCGAUACCGUCUAUCCAGUGACCAUAACCAAUGCAGUCACUGGAGUUGCAACCAAUUUGGGCCCCAUUGGACCGCCCAAAUUGAUGCCCAUGUCUGCCGCUAAUACAAAUGUAAACGCGCCAAUGCUCAAUCCGCCAACGUUAUCGUUCAGCGGCCUGCCAAGCAUGACCAACAAUGCCACCCUGCUGCCAGGAUUAACAGAUGACAUGUAUGUGCUGGAGGCGCCUUCCUUUAUAGUGCCCUAUAUCUACGAGAAACCGCCCAAUGACAACAUACGGAACGUUAUCAAGGACAUUGAAACCAAGUAUGCCCUUUCGCCCGAAGAUCUGGCUGAGGCGGAUAAGUCGGAUGAAUUUGAUAUGAUCACGGAGCAGAAUAAAGAGGUUAAGCCAGCGGACCAGCAGGAGGGGGGAGGCAAGAAGAAAAAGAAGCGCGGCGAUGACGAAUCCUGGUCCGAACAAUCGGACGAUGAUGAUGAUGAGGACGAUGACGAUGACUCAGAGUCCGGUAUGCGCACCAAAGUGCUCAUCAAGGAGGCAAGCGAUGAUUUGACCGCACUGAAGGGGGCCAUCAAGCCGGCCGCCGCUGUGGCUCAGUCGGGCGGCGGCGCUGCCGCUACACCGGCCAAACCAGGCCAGGAAAACUACUUUGAAAGCCCGCUGGGUAAAUUCUUUAUGGACAUUGGUGUCGGCCUCGUCCAGGAGUAUGUGCAGUCCGAUUUGUUGCGAUUACAAAAGCGAAAGAUGCGAAAAUCUCUUUCGCGCGAUCCCAAGGACUUCGAGAUGGCCAUCAAUGCGCUGUCGGGCAAUUUGCAGGCCUCCAAAACGAAAAACGCACCCUACAAGUUCACCAUGAAACGCUGUGAAUUCUGCAACUUCAAGUCCGAAUCAGCUCUUUCGAUGGCCAAUCACUAUGAGACGCCGCACAUGAAUGGCGUACUAUACAAAUGCAAUUUCUGCACCUUCGAGAUUCGCAACGCCACCGAAAUUGUCUAUCACAUGGAGGCGGUGCACAAUAUUAAGGCGCGACUUAUAAAACCACUCCCCUACCAUCAGUGUCCAAACUGUGGCUUCGAGGACAAUGGCAAGGCCAAGCUGGCGCGCCAUCAACCGGUGUGUGCCAAGAAAUUCCGACCUGAGCUAAAUCUGGCACCACCAAACGAUUGGGAAGCACCUGCCAAAAUACCGCGUAUUAAGCCCAGACAUGGUCUAGUGGGCACAGCGACGGCUUAUCAGGCCAUGGCAGCCCAGGCAGCGGCACAGAAGGCCGCUUUGGCCACCAUACAGCAACAGCAGCAGGCAGCAGCAGCAGCAGCUCGCAACAUGCAGGCGGCAGCUUUGGCAGCUCAGAAUGCGGCCAAGAUGCGACAACGCUCGCCACAGUUGCCCAAAGCGUUGCCACAGGGCAACAAUAUGGUACGCAAUCCGGCACCCGUUCGUGGUGCCGUAUCCACUGCCGCCAAUAUAGCGUUACAGAACAGUUACCAACUAGCUGCCGGGCAACUUGUACAGCAAGCUGCAAAGAAACCCGUGGCUGGCCAGCCAAGCAUCUCAAUAACGCCACUACCUCGUCAAAGUGCGGCUACCAGCGGCGCGGCCGCCUCAUCCAGCAAAAUGCCACAGGCACCAGCCGGCAUGAAGCCCGGCCAGAGUCCCAGCGGUAACAACAAGACACAGUUUGUCAUUUGCGAGAUAUGCGAUGGUUAUAUCAAGGAUCUGGAACAGCUGCGCAAUCACAUGCAAUGGAUGCAUAAAGUAAAGAUACACCCCAAAAUGAUCUACAAUCGUCCGCCGUUAAAUUGCCAAAAGUGUCAAUUCCGGUUCUUUACGGAUCAGGGCCUGGAACGGCAUUUGCUUGGCUCACAUGGCUUGGUCACAAGCUCUAUGCAGGAGGCCGCCAACAAGGGUAAAGAUGCCGGACGCUGUCCUGUGUGUGGCAGGAUGUAUCAAUGGAAGCUGUUGAAUCAUGUAUCUCGAGAUCAUCACAUGACACUCAAGCCUGCACAUUUAUCCUACAAAUGCACGGUAUGCACGGCGACAUUCGGCAUGUACAAACAGUUUGAGACGCAUGUCUAUACUGCGCACAGCACCGUGGCUAAGAAGGCCAUGGACAGCAAAAAGAAUAGCGCACAGUCAGCCGGUGCGGGCAUGUCCAGCAGUGGCAUGUCGCGCAAUUCGUUGGGCGCAGCAAACGACUCGCUUCUAAAGCCCUUGAAGAUCAACGAUGAGAUCACCAUCAUACCACAGCCCGCAUCGAAGGCACGCAUCACAAAUAUGGAGAGUCAUGUAAUAGAUUGAACAACGCAUUGGGUCAACCAAAUACAAAAGAAAACCAAUCUCGCAUAGUUACGGCAUUAGCCGAGCGUUAGGAGUAGUUUUUAAUCUGAGCUGCGCUUAGCUGCUUGGGUGGGACUCACAAGUUUAGACCGCAUAGUUUUUGUAAGAAGGAAGGAGUGUAUAAAACGUAAACAAUUUAUUUUAAACACAACUAGAACUUUACACGCUAUAUUUGGUUAGCCAAGGAGGAGCCGCUUACACAGGAUAGAAGAUACUAGUUACGCAAAUAGUUACAUACGUUUAAGCUGAAGUCGAGUGGCGUUAGAAUGGACACAAGUUGAAGUUGUAGCUACUAUUAAACAUAUACAUAAAGCCGUAAGAGCGCAUCGUCUGAAAUGACUAUGUAAAUUAGUUAAAAACUAAAAAGCUAUUUAUACGAAUAUCAUCUAAAUGUGUGUUGAGUAUGUAUAUACAUUAAAAAACCGCCACCUUCACACAUCCCCCACGUAUAACUCUUCUCCACACACAAAAAACGAGAAGAAACAUUUAUAUUAAGAGAGCUCAGUUUUGAUUUAAUUUAGAAGCAGAACAGGAUUUACGUAAACAGAAUAGAAAGUGUUUUGUCGUGUGGCUUAAAGGGAAGGAGAAGGAAGGGUCUAGCGGUUCAGGCGUUCAACAUUUUAAUUUUUGUGUAAACGUUUAAACAUUAUAUUUAUCUUACUUAUAUCUAUUAAUAUUACAAAUAUAUCAUCUAUUACUUUUAAGAACAUGUACUACAGUUAAAAUGCAAAACAAACAAUACAAAACAGCAAAAACAAACUGAAAAUGCGAAAAAUUAAAAACCUAGUUAAUAUAAACCCUCAAACAA
Scaptodrosophila lebanonensis is the source of this 4555-nucleotide messenger RNA. RefSeq lists its product as uncharacterized. Gene Ontology annotation, cellular component: nucleus. The transcript has 6 exons. Bases 34 to 3708 code for a protein of 1224 amino acids. Lineage: Eukaryota; Metazoa; Arthropoda; Insecta; Diptera; Drosophilidae. The record is from RefSeq and is a predicted model, not a curated record. Gene Ontology annotation, biological process: regulation of gene expression.